Yamadazyma tenuis ATCC 10573 is the source of this 2166-nucleotide messenger RNA. RefSeq lists its product as uncharacterized. Lineage: Eukaryota; Fungi; Ascomycota; Pichiomycetes; Serinales; Debaryomycetaceae. The record is from RefSeq and is a predicted model, not a curated record. Gene Ontology annotation, cellular component: cytoplasm. Gene Ontology annotation, molecular function: GTP binding; ATP hydrolysis activity; ATP binding.
UUCCAAAUAUGUAUUUUAUUUUUGCAGUCUCAUUAUUUUCCACCUAUUGAAAAAAUUAAACCUUAGGAUGAACCAUGUUAGACUUUUCACCACAACUUGGGUUAGGUUCAAGCCCAAAGUUAGUGACAUAGAUUUUAACAGGCUACCAAGUAGAAAUUCCAACAACUUGUCACUGGGAGUAGUAGGCCUUGCAAAUGUGGGUAAAUCUACCUUUUUCCAAGCCAUCACCAAAACUAAGUUAGGCAAUCCUGCCAAUUAUCCAUUUGCAACCAUUGAACCGGAGGAAAGCAAAAUCCUAGUUCAAAGCACAAGAUUAGAUAAGCUAUCAAAACUAUAUGGAUCAAAGAAAAAAAUUCCUACCAGUCUAAAAAUAUUUGAUAUUGCUGGAUUAACUCGAAAUGCGUCCAAUGGAGAAGGCCUUGGGAACAAAUUCUUAGAGGAUAUUCGACAAGUGGAUGGGAUAUUUCAGAUUGUUAGAGGAUUUAGGGAUGACAGCAUCAUACACAUAGAGAAUAAUGUAGAUCCAGUGAGGGAUUUGGUUAUCGUUAUGGAUGAAUUAAUUUUGAAAGACUUAGAAUUCGUGGAAAGUGGGAUAGACAAGCUCGAGAAAACCAUAAAGAAGCCAAAUCAACCGAUUGAUAAGAUGAAAAAAGAAUUGAAACUCUUGGAAGAAUUUCAAGAGAUGUUGUAUGAAGGCAAGAAGAUCGGUACAUUCAAGUUCAAAGACAUCGAAUCCGUCGAAAUGACCAGAAAGUAUAAUUUCCUCACCAUUAAACCCACAGUAUAUUUGUUGAAUGUCAAUAAAGAAGACUAUUUAAGAAAUGAUACCGAAUUUAAGAAGGAUAUUGAAGUUUGGUUGCAAGAAAAUUGUCCCAACGACAAGCUCAUGUUAAUUUGUGCUCAAUACGAAAAUGACAAAUUAGAUAAUCCACAAGAAGAGGAUACUGAGCUGAAUAGAUUAAAUGGGGUUGUUGAAGAAAUGAGAGACUCUUUGAGUUUGAUAUCGUAUUUCACAUGUGGUCCACAAGAGGCAAGAGAAUGGACGAUAAAAAGGGGAACAGGUGCAGCUGAUGCCGCUGCAGUAAUUCACAAUGACCUUAAAGACAGCUUCAUAGCAGCUCAGGUAUACAAAUACAGUGACGUGAUCAAGUUAGCGGAGAAGAAUGAGAAAGUUAAUGAGAGCGAAUUAAAAGCCAAAGGACUUCAGUAUAGGUAUGGAAAAGACCACGUAGUAGAGGAUGGUGACAUUAUCUUAUUUAAGUCUGCCAAAGGAAAGCACUGAGCUUGCAGCUUAUUGCAAUUCAUAUUUCAGGAUCAACAACCAAUGACCCUUAACCUGUAAAUAGCUAUAGUUAACCAAUAGAAAAGUUUAAGUAGUAUUUCCCCAUGAGUAAAAAAAGAGGGACGCUAUGAGGCUCAGGUUUUUUCUCCUUCAUACAAUAAACCACACGAACAAUGCCCUGAUAAGGAAAUUAUUAUAAAAGGUUCAUUAUAGGUCAAGGACUUUCUUUUGUUUUGAUUUUUCUUUCUUUAAAGCUGUGAUCACAGUUCAAAGAUUUCCAAUUUGGAAUCAAGUUAAGUUUACUUCCCCAGUCAAAUCAUUUUCAAGUACAACAGUUUUGCCCUGCUACAACAUAACAGGGCAUUAGAAAAUACGCACAAAAAUCUAGUGGGCUCGGCGAGACGAAAAAAUCAAAAGCUCAGGAAAGUUGUUUCAUUUCCACAUAGAAACGUCCGUACUUGUUGUACUAUUGUGUUUUUUUGGUUAUAUGAUCAGUAGUAUUAUCAGAAAGGUUCCAAUUCGUAAAAGCAUGUUACUGUCAGUGUACAACUACGUAUUUGGUAGAAAUCAUAUCCAUUUACUGGCAGUGUCUACAAACAACAUCCCUCAAGAUCAGGUUACGCAAAAGUUCCACCCUAGAUUACAAGCUAUAUUUAAGCAGUUAGAUGCAAUUUGUCCUCGUUUUGUCAUCAGUCAAAACGAUGUCUUUAUUUUGAACGAUCCAGAACAGUUCUAUUCCACUUUAAAGGAGAAAAUCUUAUCCGCUAAACAAAGGGUUUUUUUAAGCUCCUUAUAUGUUGGAAAAACUCAACAUGAAUUGGUAGGGACUAUCGAGAAAGCACUUGAGCUAAACGAGGAUUUAACGGUGUCCAUUUUGACCGACG